AUGGCAUAUUCCUGUGGAACCCAAAAUACUGAUCAUGAAACACAGCCAGUCGACUUGUCCUUGUGUGAACGGGAGCCAGAAAGCCUCGAGAAUUCUGAACUGAGCAGUGACCUCUUCCCUGACACGGACAUGGCACAAGAGAACAUGGAACUUGAUUUAGAGCUGCUGCCGGGUUCCACCAUCACAGAUGGCAACAUCCUGAAAGGAUCCACCAGCGACCCAUUGAUCAAUGGACUUGGGUUCAGCAAGUGUCUCCCUUGUUCCUGGUGUCCAGAGAUCCCACCUUCAGCCUUGGGAUGGGAGGAGUGGGGCGGGCUGACCUCAGGGACAUUUUUACCACCUUUUCCCUUCCGUACUUCCAUCAGCCGCCUUCAUCAAAUCAAACAGGAAGAAAUCAUGGGCUUAACAAAUAGGGAAACAAUGCAUGAAAGGGAGGUACAAACUGCAAUACAGAUAAGUCAAUCCUGGGAGGAAAGUUUGAAACUGGUGAAAUGACACUUGGAUAUCAACCAAAGAGGCUUUUCCAGGGCACAACCAACAUGCUUUCUUUUAAUACUUCCCAACUGUCGGGAAAUAAUGUGUGUCUACUUUCAGAUACUCUUGAGGGAAACAACAGGAACACUUAAUCUUCACCAGCAAAAAUCUGUACUAUCACAAACUCUCCUUGUCAACUUCUGA
Carlito syrichta (Philippine tarsier) is the source of this 678-nucleotide messenger RNA. RefSeq names its product family with sequence similarity 122C (gene PABIR3). NCBI's taxonomy places the organism in Eukaryota, Metazoa, Chordata, Mammalia, Primates, Tarsiidae. The transcript has 8 exons. The record is from RefSeq and is a predicted model, not a curated record. Gene Ontology annotation, molecular function: protein serine/threonine phosphatase inhibitor activity.